This is a messenger RNA of Diceros bicornis minor, 8228 nucleotides long. RefSeq names its product pleckstrin homology domain containing O1 (gene PLEKHO1). Gene Ontology annotation, biological process: regulation of myoblast fusion. The record is from RefSeq and is a predicted model, not a curated record. The transcript is spliced from 8 exons. Gene Ontology annotation, cellular component: muscle cell projection membrane; ruffle membrane. NCBI's taxonomy places the organism in Eukaryota, Metazoa, Chordata, Mammalia, Perissodactyla, Rhinocerotidae. The coding region runs from base 205 to 1434 and encodes 409 amino acids.
GCGGGCGUGCGUGUAUGUGCGAGUGCGAGUGCGAGGGAGGCCGGCCUUUAGUGUAACCGGAGCUACAAAGAAGGGGAGAGUCCGGAGCGGGAGGGAGGAGCGGCGGCGGCGGCGCCGGGGGCAUCUCCGCCACCCUCCCCUCGGAAGGAGCCCCCGCCGCGGGGCCGCCCCUCGGCCGCUUCCCCGCGCCCGCGCCCACCCGGCAUGAUGAAGAAGAACAAUUCCGCCAAGAGGGGGCCUCAGGAUGGAAAUCAUCAGUCUGCACCGCCUGAGAAGGUCGGCUGGGUCCGGAAAUUCUGCGGGAAAGGGAUUUUCAGGGAGAUUUGGAAAAACCGCUAUGUGGUGCUGAAAGGGGACCAGCUCUACAUCUCUGAGAAGGAGGUAAAAGAUGAGAAAAAUAUUCAAGAGGUGUUUGACCUGAGUGACUAUGAGAAGUGUGAAGAGCUCCGGAAAUCCAAGAGCAGAAGCAAGAAAAAUCAUAGCAAGUUCACUCUUGCCCACUCCAAACAGCCCGGGAACACGGCACCCAAUCUGAUCUUCCUGGCAGUGAGUCCAGAAGAGAAGGAAUCGUGGAUCAGUGCCCUCAACUCUGCUAUCACCCGAGCCAAGAACCGCAUCUUGGAUGAGGUCACUGUCGAGGAAGACAGCUAUCUCGCCCACCCUACUCGAGACAGGGCAAAAAUCCAACACUCCCGCCGCCCCCCAACUCGAGGACACCUAAUGGCUGUGGCUUCGACCUCUACCUCAGAUGGGAUGCUGACCUUGGACCUGAUCCAGGAGGAGGACCCUUCCCCUGAGGAACCAACCUCUUGUGCUGAGAGCUUCCGGGUCGAUCUGGACAAGUCUGUGGCCCAGCUGGCGGGCAGCCGGCGGAGAGCAGACUCAGACCAUAUCCAGCCCUCCUCAGACCGGGCAAGCGGCCUUUCCCGACCUUGGGAAAGGCCAGACAAGGGGGCCACCUACACCCCCCAGGCACCCAAGAAGUUGACCCCCACAGAGAAAGGCCGCUGUGCCUCCCUGGAGGAGAUCCUGUCUCAGCGGGACGCUGCCCCAGCCCGUACCCUCCAAUUGCGGGCCGAGGACCCCACAACCCCCAUCCCACCCCACCCGGGGCAGCUGUCCCGGAUCCAGGACCUGGUAGCAAGGAAACUGGAGAAGACUCAGGAGCUACUGGCAGAGGUUCAGGGACUGGGAGAUGGGAAGCGAAAGGCCAAGGAGCCCCCUCGGUCUCCUCCUGAUUCUGAGUCAGAGCAGCUGCUGCUGGAGACGGAACGGCUGCUGGGAGAGGCAUCAUCGAAUUGGAGCCAGGCGAAGAGGGUGCUGCAGGAAGUCAGGGAGCUGAGGGACCUGUACAGACAGAUGGACCUGCAAACCCCUGACUCCCACCUCAGACAGACCACCCAGCACAGUCAGUACCGGAAGAGCCUGAUGUGAAGGAAGGAGACAAGAGUCUGGAACUUGUAGGGGGUGGGCAGACUCUUAUCUCCAAGUGUUGCAGGAUAAAGCUUUUUUAUUUACCUCAGUCAAAAAAAGAAAACAAAACAGUCAAACUCGUUGCUCUUGCUCGAUGUCCAACCCUCCUAUAACCCCCCUUUGCCAACCUCCUUUCCUUCCUUACCCCCCUCCAUCUCUCUCAGACCUAAAUUGCCUCCAAUGUGAGGAGGAGGUGACCCCUAUAGCAGUAUUAAGAAGCUUUCACCUGGAUGGAGAGAGAGAGAAAGGGUAAUAAAGGCACAGUCUGACCAUUUUACACCUGCCACCCCUCUGAGACCUGAUGGGGAAUAUACUGCUGCUCCCAAGGACAUGUACAGGCUUCUGAGUUGGAGGGGGCGUUUUCUCUUAUGUCCCAUUCCAGGUUUUCAGUCUGAGGGUGAAAUUUCAGCUGCCCAGCUCUAGCUCUAGGGAUGUGGAAGCCAGUGCCACCUGUCCAUGCACACAGAAGUGAAAUUUAUCCCAGCUCUGAGAAGGAGUUGUGGAAUUAAAAUCUCCCCCCGCCAGACACUGGCUUCUCACUCAGAGAGUCUUUGAUUGAGUCUGAGCUGCCUGGCUUUCUUAUUUGACAUGUUUCUUCCCUUCAUCUGCCACACCCUUCCCAACACUAAUUCAGAGAUACGACACUGGACAGAUGGGACUGGUUUGGCAGUUUGGUUAGGGGGCCUAGCACAGGGGAACUGGGUACAGCUGACCCCACAGAAGAGCCAAACUAAGAAUGAAACUGAUUUGUGAUGCAAGCUGGGUAGGAUGAAGGGGAAAACCAAACGUAUGCCCAGGUUCCUCUUUCGGCCAAGCUAUGGUUUCCUGUAGCCUCUCCCUCUCCUUCCUCAAUCCUCUCUUCCAACACUAAUCAAGCCCCGACUUUAGAAAAACAUCUUUAUGCUCACACCCCCACCCUCCUGACCACCUUUGGAGCUGCCAGGCUCCCUUGCAUUCUUGUCAAUGAUAGAUCCUACACAACUCAUGUUAUUCUGUUUGCUGCUUUCCUCUGAAGUUUCUAAGAUCAGGUUUACUAAUAGUGAUAGGGUCCAGAGAGGAGUUGUGAAGGCAAGAUGGGAAUGGUUUUUGGAAAGAAGGGGACAGAGAGCCUCAUGAAACAAGUAGAUGAGAGGUUUAGAAAAGCACUUAGGGGGCUGGCCUGGUGGCACAGUGGUUAAGGUCAGCACGCUCCGCUUCAGCAGCCCGGGUUCACAAGUUUGGAUCCCAGGCACAUACCUACACUACUCAUCAAGCCAUGCUGUGGUGGCUACCCACAUAUAAAAAUAGAGGAGGAUGGGCACAGAUGUUAGCUCAGGGACAAUCUUCCUCAAGCAAAAAGAGAAAGAUUGGCAACAGGUGUUAGCUCAGGGCCAGUGGUCCUCACCAAAAAAAAAAAAGCACUUAGAAGUGUACCCCUUGCCACCCUUGCCAGCUUCUUGAUCCUCUUCCCUAGAUCUCCUCUCACCUCCAAGACCCAAGACCUAGAUCUUCACUGGGAGACAAAUUGCCUGUAGACCCUGGCAUGAGGCUGCCCUAAUAUGACAUUCAGGAAGAUGCGGUAGGAGAGAAGGAAGGAAAAUCCUUUGAGUGAAAUGCAGACCCUUCAAUUCCCAUUCUUCUGCUCUGACCUCACUCCCACCACCCAUGUAAGCAAGAUGGGGGACCCUCUCCAAGUUAAACCAUCUCUAGGGAGGAGAGAUUCAUGCUCUCUUUUAGUCCCCACCACUCACAGUCAUGAGGAUUCCCUAGAUCUAGCCUGCAGUUAUCUAAACUAGUCUCUUCCCUGAGAAACAUGUAUCCUACUUGAGUGAGGGAAAGUGCACGAGGGCACCACCUAAACGUCAUUCCCAGGGUCUCCUGGGGUAGCAGGUGAGGGAACCUAGGUCUGAGGCUUCCUGUCCUCCAAGCAGUCUUCACUCUCCUAAACUCCAAGCAAGGGCAGCAGAGCCACCCAUUGUCACAAAUAUUGAAAGUCUAGGUUAAGAUGAUAUUUACUUUCUUUUUAUAAAUCUCCAUCUUUGUAUUAAUUUUAUUUUACCAGAAUUUUCCCUUUUCUUUUUUUCCUUAUUGUUCCCAUAAUGAACAAAAAGACAAAAUUAAGAAUGACAUGUAUAUCCCAACAUGCCAAUUAUCUGUGGCUCCCGGGGGAGCUAGAGGAUGGAGGGAGACACUGGAGAGGAGAAUGACAGGUACAGGGAAGAAGAAGAGAAAGAUCAGGGACCCUGGGAGGCAGAGCUGAGUACUGGGCUCCUGGAGUCUUCAGGCACCAGAACCAGGCCACACGGUGGUAAAAUGAGCAUGCUUUGGAACCAGACAGAUCUGGGUUCGAAUUCUGACUUUUUAUGAGGCCCUUGGCAAGGCACAAGCUUUCUGAGCAUCAGUUUUCUCAUCUGCAGAAUGGAGCGCUGUUGGAUAGGUAAAGACGAUGUAUGGAAAAUGCCUGGCAGUCAGUAAAUUGCUGCUGUGCUGUGUGGUUGGUUAUUAGUUUGACUCAGUGGGCUGUGAAAAGCUAGCUCAGGUGGCAGGAGUAGGCUUGAAUGAGGCUUGGGGCAUGGGGUUAAUAACUGUCACUUUGUUCUAGUAUAUGAGGUGAUCCAGUCCAGGCUGUGCCUGUAAGACUUUCUUACCCAGAUUGCUGGGUCAUGUGCUAACGGCUAGGGAUAGAAAGAGAGGGAAAGCAUGAUCUUCUGUUUUCAAGAAUUUCAGAGCUUUGGGGCCAGCCCGGUGAUGUAGCGGUUAAGCUCGCGUGCUUCGCUUCGGCGGCCCAGAGUUCACUGGUUCAGAUCCUGGGCGCGGACCUCCUCACCACUCAUCAAGCCGUACUGAGGCGGCGGCCCACAUAGAAGAGCUACAACUCUACAACUAUGAUACACGACUGUGUACUGGGGCUUUGGGGAGAAGAAAGAACAAAGAGCAAGAGUGACAACAGAUGUUAGCGCAGGGCCAAUCUUCUUCUUAGAAAAAAAAAAUUUCAGAGCUUAGCACAAAGCUAGUCUUCCCACUAGAAAAACAGAUUAAAGCGUAACCUGAUGGUGGGCUGCUAGCAUGAUUUUAACAAUGAAUGUGUUUUGAGCAUAGGCACUGUGACGGGAGGAUAACAAUUCUGUGACUCCAGCUUUCCCCUCCUCCCAGCACCUCUCUUCCUUCAUUCCAUCAUUCCAGUCUCUACCUGCGAUAUUUCCCUUCCUUCCUCCCAGUCGCUGUGUUUUGGGUAAAUGGGUAGUUUGAGUAGGGGGAUGUGGGGCAACUUGUUCGCUACACAGUUGCCGACAGAUAUUCUUCAGGAUGUAUAUUUAUUCUUCCUUCCUCCCUUCCAACAACUUUGCUAUAUUCUCUUCUUACACAAAUGAACUGGAAAAGGGAGACUCUUUGGGGAGGCCCUAGGAUGGGGAGAUGAAGAAAUCCAGGACCUAGAGUUGAAAUGGGUAAGGGGUGUAAACAGGUAAAGAACUAAAUGCCAUUUCAUAUUUCAACGACAUUUUUCUCAACUUUUCCUGUUCUUCCUCAUUAAAUUGUUAAGUAGGGGUUUGGGAAACAGAUUGAACAGUCCUGAUCUUCCUCCAUUAGGAAAAUGUCUGAGGUGUUGACCUGGAAAGCUGAUGAGUUAAUUUGCAUGCUGUUUCCACAGCAUAGCUGUAGGUUGUUUAGGGUGAAAAGAAAAGGAAAAAAAAAACAACACAAGUUUCUCUAACUCCUGCUCCAGCCUUCAGAAACCCUGCCAUGAUAAGCCUAGAGCUCUGAGCCGAGGGAAAUAGCUCUUGCGCUCUCUCCCAACCCCUCUGCCAACUAUAAAUUCUACCUCAUUUUCCCCAAAAACCAGUCCCAAAGAAUCUCUCCCCUUUCCAAAUCUCACAGGCAAGCAGACCUAGCCCCAUUCUGCAAGCCUGGAAGCUUGGCUACAGCCCCCUCCCGCUUCUCACUCCCUUCCCCUGCCUGGUUCAUUUCUUUUUCUGCUUUCUUCCUACCUCCCAGGCUCCCAACAACAGCAGCCAAUCCCCAGCCUGCUCUAGAGCCACACCAUAUAUGGAGAGGUUGGAAAGAAACCUGAGUAAAUGCGAGAGCGAACACACCACACACACACGCACACACACACGCCCACCCACCCAAACACACACACACAGAGUUUGAGUGCCUUUCCACACAUGACCCUAUGUUGAUUUGUCUGUGUAUGACACCAGUUCCACCGUUCCCUGUCCCUGGCUCACCCCACCCACAGAACGAGGAACCUGUUUGCUAUUCCCCGCCUUUAGUCAUGCCCCCUGAGACCAUCACUCCAACCAGUUGCCUCUGACCUAGAUUCUCUGCACUAAUUACAAGCCUAACGAGAUCUAACAAACACCCAACUUAGCACAGCUGAGACCCUCGAGGUCAAUUAGUGCAACCCAGCUCAGCUCAGAAAAUGAGAGAUGGAGCCAGAAACUCUUGCCCAUGCCUCACCCCAACCCUGGGCUUGGAAGCAGGCAUGGGGAGAAUGCAAAAGUUAGCAGGACCAGCUUAAAAAUAGGAUCUUGGAGAGUUUACAAGUGUGGGGAGAACUGCAAUAAGAUUGGGGAGCAAUUGGAAAAUACAGAUUCCCAAGUCCUCCAAAGUUAACAAGAGGGUAGAGGUUGGUGCAGCUACAAAAACAAGGGACAUAGGCAGUUUUCAUUUUCGUAAAGACAAUGUGGAGAAGAGUAACUCAUAGAAGAACAGGUAGCACUAGAACUCUUGAUGUGCAUGUCUCCAACUCUUAAUCCCUUCCCAUCUUUGCUUCCUGCUUUGGACAAGUUGGGGUUCUUCCCCUGUCUUUCCUGCUGGUUUGGGAUGGCUCUGAAGUCACCUCUUUGAGAAAUACUAGACUCAACCUCAUUAUUGCUUUUUCUUCUUCCAGAUACUAAACCAUGACAGCAAACAGUCCCUUCCUCCCAAGAAAUACAGAAAAAUGUAAAAUAGGGGUGAUCAGGUUUGGGUUAACAAAGUAUCAUCAGACACUUUGGGGUGAUGCCCAAAUUACUGUCUCUUAGAUGAAGAAUGAGAGGAAAUGGUCAGAAGUGGUAGCAUUGGGAAUCUGGUUGCUUUUGCAUGGUUUUCCCACCUGGCAGCAAAUGCAACACAACAAAAAGAAGGGGCAGGGCCAUGUGCCUCGGUCCCCGUUUUCUGGGUUCCUUUCUUUAGGUAGCAAAACAAGGCAGUGGAAUGAUUUUCUAUCCUAUGUCCUAUGCGUGCAGGCCAGUUGUCCUAACCUCACCCCUAAUGCUUGUGGCUCUGUUGAGGUGGGAGGGGGACGGAGACGGCUAGUGGAAUGCUCUAUGCCCAAGUGGGGAAGUGGACUUGGAGCCACAGCAAGAAUAGCAUGUUCCUCUUCCCCCAGCCUCCACCCAGCUCUGGCUGCAGAGGGCUGCACUCUGCUAGCACCCUGCCUCAUGCACAGUCCAGACUUAGGCAGUAACUAGGAACCUGGAGGGCAGGACGAUUCACAUAAGCAUCACGUCUAUAUGUUGAUGACUCCCAAAUUUACUUCCCUGGCCUGAACCUCCCUCUGGGAUCAAGCACUUACAGCCAAGUGCUUAUUUGACAUCUCUACUUGGGUGUCUAAUAGGCAUCUUAAACUUUACAUAAGUGUGGUAGAUCCUUAAAUAAUGGUCCUCAAUGAAUCAACCCCCUCCAUGCUCUUUUGCAAUAUCAGUUUACUGCUCCUCCCACUCGAGAGACAUUGCUAUUUCUCCAACAGCAGUUUGAACCGAGUUUGCCUUGUGACUUACUUUGACCAAUAGAAUGGGCCAUUCUGUAAGUUCCAGAGCUUAGGCCCUAAGAGGUCUUACAGUUUCCUCGCUGGCCCUCUUAAAAUUCAGCUGCAUGUAAGAAGCCUGGGCUAGCAUCCUUGAGGAUGUGAGACCACAUGGGGAAAGAGGCCCUGAAACCACAUGGAACCAUCCCAACAUCCAAGCCUCCAGGCAAACACAAGCUACAUGCAGCACGCUGGUGAGACCAGAAGACCAACCAUCCAGUCAACCCACAGAAAUGAAAGAGGAUCGGAAACAGCAUUCAAAUGGACUGAACAACAACAUUCAUUCCAUUUUCCGCCUAGGCUACGGUAACUCUCCCAAUCUAUGUCAUGAUAUAUUUGAAAAGAUUUAGACCAUCUGGACUUCCCAGAGAACUCCACGUGGAUCCACUGCAUCAACGACAUCAUGCUGAUUGCGCAGAAUGAGCAAGAAGAGGCUAGCACCUGGAAGCCUUGAGUCCGCUUCAGAUCACAUGUUGCCCUGGAGAACCAAGAAGGAUGAGCAGACUAACAACCAAUUAUGGCCCUAAAAAGCAAGAGGAAAGAAGAAAGCAAAGUCUUUAUUAUCAAACAAGAAAUAUGCUGUUUACAAAGGAAAUUGUUACAAAUUCUCUUUUUUUUUUACAUGAUGUUAUUGAAAUGAAAUCUAGUAAAUGUAUCUAUUAGUAAGGAAAAGACCAAAACAAUGCUGGGCAGUGACAUCAAAGUAACAUAAUACUGUAAUCUACUUGACAUUCUCUGAUGAUGUACUACAACACUGCAGCUUGUAAUUUCCUACAGAUUAACAUGCUAAGAAAAUGCCAGUUACUUAUUGGAAUGUAAAAUUUGGAUGAUUUUCACUGAUGUGGGGGGUUACACGCAUGAGUAUGUGUACAUAUGGCUUCUUUCUCCCACUUUUUACAAAAGUUGAUUGUGAUUAUCAACUUGUGAGUAAAAGCUGUCAUCAUGCUACCAUUAAAAAUCAUUUAUUAAAUCUCCAAAUCGCAAAGUA